Molecule: messenger RNA, 1412 nt
Organism: Aspergillus wentii DTO 134E9
Lineage: Eukaryota; Fungi; Ascomycota; Eurotiomycetes; Eurotiales; Aspergillaceae
Exons: 1
Coding region: 124-1314 (396 amino acids)
Source: RefSeq, a predicted model, not a curated record
CGACGGCCGAGCACUCGUGAUGCUUGGCGCCGGUGCGGUUACGUACGGGGAGGCCUUGGACUAGGAAAAAACACACACCUUUCAAGAAGCACCGUCCAUACUGCUUCAAUUCACGGAGCUAAGAUGGAGUGUCUCCAUCAACGAAUGACAUACGCUUCAUGGCGUCUGCAAGUCUUUCGACGAUUAUUUUUGUCCGAUCGCGUCAACACUUUGCGUACGAUCUCGACGUCCAGACAGACCGAAGCUCAACGCCAUGGAGAACGUGACGAUUCAACUCAGAAUGAGAAAUCAGGAAGCAACCCGAAGCGAAACACAUAUGUUAAGAAGAAAACACCACGACCCUCCGAAUUGCUCCCUCAAUCGCCGCUAUUCACACACCCAGCCCCGGGACCCGAGAAGAAACGCAAGAAACGUCCAACGCUAGAAGACGUGGAUGAAAUACGCCGCAAUCCCUGGGCGGUGGCUCUCGCCUCGCCUCCGCGUAUGUGUGUCGUGAGUGGGACUCGAAUUCCGAAAGCUUUCCUGGGCGAUUGGGGGAUCGUCCAACGUCCCGAUUCAGAUGGGAUGUGGUUUAUGCCCGUUGGUCUUUUGAAAGAUGAAUUAUCAGCGGCCCGGGAGGAGGAGAAGAAAAUACAGGAACCUCCCUCGGACAGGAAGCCUACAUUCAACAAUACUCUGCGUAUGUUCACUCUACGGAUCAUCGAUCGUCUUCCCAUUCUAAAGGAUAUUACGGGGCCAUUGUCGAGAAAUGUUGGAGCGAAGAAAUCCCGAAUUAUGCGAUUGAUCCCUUUCAGGUGGAAACAUCCCCAUGGCCCAAUUACUGCGCGCGAUGAAAAGCAUUUCGUUUGGCGGGAGGACAUGCCGGAUUUCGUACUCGGGCGGAUGAGAAUGGAUGUGUUGAAGAAGUUGCAAAGUGUGCCUGGCAAGAGGUUCUGGAGGACUGUCGACUUGGAUGGGUAUUCCGAAGAUGCUCUCAUUGAAGGGUUGAAGAAUAUGGAAGCGAUUGAGCGUAUGGGAUGUGGUGGGUUGCUGGUCAUGGGACGACAGGACAAGGCCGAUGGUGCAGUGCCGUCUUUGCCAGACUUUGUCACGCUUCCACAGACUCAGACAAAAGUCCCGGUCUUUGAUCUUUCCUUGCUUUUCUCUGAGGCAGAUAUGGAGGAGCUCAAGACUUACCAUCCGCGCUUCAGCAGCUCUGGUCUCUUCUUCAGACCUGACAAUUCUGUCACUGUUGAUGCAAUGCUGGCUCUGUGGAAACUGAAGGGGCUGCUAAGACCCGAUGAGAACUAUAUACCUUUACCAUCGAAAGCAUAAUUUGUUUCAUAUUUAUAAUGAGUCUGCGAGCGCUAUCAUUGGGGCAUAGAGUCCCAGCAUGCAUUGAUGCGUAUCAUAUGUAUAUCUAUGGAUAUCUC